Astyanax mexicanus (Mexican tetra) is the source of this 2717-nucleotide messenger RNA. RefSeq names its product toll-like receptor 13. The record is from RefSeq and is a predicted model, not a curated record. Gene Ontology annotation, cellular component: membrane. NCBI's taxonomy places the organism in Eukaryota, Metazoa, Chordata, Actinopteri, Characiformes, Acestrorhamphidae. Bases 333 to 2717 code for a protein of 794 amino acids. Gene Ontology annotation, biological process: immune response; toll-like receptor signaling pathway; inflammatory response. Gene Ontology annotation, molecular function: transmembrane signaling receptor activity; protein binding. The transcript has 2 exons.
ACUGUGUGACCUUUGAAGAGCAUCUUCUCGGAGACAUUGGUGGAACUGUCCCUUGUUCCCAUCACCCAGGACUUGGACCCUAUGGAGAAUGCAACAUCGUGGAUUUCCAAACCGAUCUGCAGGAAGUUGAACCAGGAAUCAGGUCUCUGUGUAUCUACUUCCUCUUGGCUGAGGUCAUUCCUGACAAUGCUUUUUCGCACCUACCAACCUUGGAGUUCCUGUAUAUAACUGGAAACAGUCUGAAAAGGGUUCAAUCUGGUGCCUUUUCCCAACUCUCUAACCUCAGGUAUCUGAGUUUGCUUUUAGACGACAGGGGAUGCAGCAGUGUUGCAAUGGACUCUACUGUCUUUGCUGGGUUGAGUCGAUUGGAAGAAUUGUCUUUAGAAGGUCUGAGGUGGACUUUUAUGGGUGUUUCCAACGCCACAUUUGACCCUCUCCUCUCUUUAUCUAAGCUGUCUCUAAACAGGAUUUGCCUUCAGGAACUUGCAGAGGUUUUUUGUCAUCUUUCAAAUAGAAUGUCUUACUUGAAACACCUCAAAGUGAUCAACAGUGGCAUCACUUCAAUCAGGAACCGGAUGCCCGGAUGCCCAGGAUCUUCCAAACCAUGGCCUUCAAACGUACUUGCAGGGGUGCAAACUCUAGACCUCAGAGAGAAUGAGAUUAAAAUCAUUGAGGCGAAUUCUUUAAGAGUCUUUCAAAACCUUUCGAGUCUCACCUUAAGCUUUUAUGGCGUUUGGCUCGGAAGCAUUUGGGAGUCUGGAGUUGGAGAGGUCAGUGAGUUUGAAUUGGCCGGGGUUGUUUUAAACGAGUAUCAAACAAACUUUAAGGACUUGUGUCGUCUAGUUUCUCGAUUAAACCUUCAAUCUCUUGUGCUUACUUUUGUAAAAGUGCGCAAAUUGUCUGCCGAAGAUGUGAAGGACUGUGGGAAAGGUCUAAAAGAGCUUUCGAUAUUCAAUUCAAACAUAGAGGAGCUGGACUUAGGGUUCUGGACAAGCAUAUUAAGUACCAAGGUCUUGCACAUGACCAACACAGGACUGACCACAGCCCGGUUUUGCGAUGUCGCCAAUGGAACCAUGGAACUGUGGAUGGAAUUGAAGACUUUGGGUCUUGGGAACAAUCAGAUAAAGACAGUCGAAACCAACCAGUUUCUUUGCAUGCCUCAACUUGAGCAACUUCUUCUCAAUGACAACAAGAUCCAAACUUUGGAACCUGGAGCUUUCAGAGGUUUGCUUCAACUUAAAGUUCUCAAACUCAACUCAAACUCAAUCAAGAUGCUCGCUGCCGACGACUUCCGUUCACUCUGGGCUCUUGAAAUCCUGCUGAUUGACAAUAAUGUAAUUGAGAGUAUCGAUCAUGGAACGUUUAGAGAUCAGAAGGAACUACGAGAGCUGACAUUUGGUAGACUGGAGUAUGUCUAUACUCUGCAUCUGAGUUUGCUGUUUUACGGAUUUCCAGAGAAAAUGCAGCGUCUCAGCAUCGAUGCACAUUAUGGGACUACUAUCUACGCAGGCGAUGCAGGACGACCCAAUGAUUCCUUCGUAUUAGAACUGAACGGAGACGUUCUCAACAUGGGUGACUUGUAUUCUCCGUUCCUCGAGUCAGUCCGAGAGCUCAAACUCAGUGGAACCACCUUCUUUUUUAAGUGUUCCUUCUUUGUGCCGUACUUUUCCAAUCUGGAAUCUCUGGAAUUGCUUGGGAAUCCCGAGCGGGUGCACGUUAACUACUCUGGAAUUAGCAGUUUGCGUCAACUAAAGAAGCUCAAACUCAUCAAUCUCAACUUCUCCAACCACACGAAUCCUGGAAUGACCUUCUGGAACCUAAAGAUGCUCCGUAUCCUCGUGCUCCACGACUGUCACUUUAGUUUCCUGACCAAGCGAAUGUUCAGAGAUCUGCGGUCCCUGCAGCUGCUGCGACUCUACAGCUCCAGCCCGUUGAUUUUACACGAUGGGAUGUUCGAGGUUCUUCCAGCUUUAAGAGCAGUGGUGUUUGACCUCGUGGAGUUUCGCUGCGAUUGUGAAAACGGCUGGUUUCUAGACUGGGCAGAGAGCUCCAAGCAAGUGCAGGUGAUUGAUCUGCAGCGUCAGCAGUGCGUUUGGCACUACCAGAAGCGUGAUUACCUCUCCACCAUGGAGAAGCUGUGUCAGACAGAUGUGCAGUACCUGUGCUACCUGUGCUCAUCCAUCGCCAUCGCUCUGCUGCUGUCUGCUUCCGUCGGUUAUCGCUUUGCGUACUGGUCCUGCGUGGUUCUCUUCUUCCGUCUGAGGGGAUAUGUGGAGAGGAAGCUUGGCAAGAAGCGGAGGAUAAAAAGAAGAAGAAGAGAGAGGCAGGGAGACGAGGAAGUGGAAGUACAGGUGGAAGAGGAAGAGGAAGAGGAGAUGAAGUUUGAUGCAUUCGUGUCGUUCAGUAGGCAUGAUGAAGCCUGGGUUUUGGGGGAGUUGGCGCCAAGACUGGAGGAGCGAGGUCAGCCCAGGCUGAGACUGUGCCUGCACAGCCGGGACUUUGAGGUGGGUAAAGGAAUAGUGAAUAAUAUCUCAGAGAGUAUCUACAGGAGUCGGCGUACAGUGUGUGUGCUGAGUCGUCAGUAUCUGCGCAGUGAUUGGUGCAGCCUGGAGAUGCGAGUGGCGACCUACCGUCUCCUGGAGGAGCAGGAGCAUUCCCUCAUCCUCAUCUUCCUCCAGCACAUCUCCCCCUUCCAGCUCACCGCUUUCCACCGGUAA